Molecule: messenger RNA, 2449 nt
Organism: Dendrobium catenatum
Lineage: Eukaryota; Viridiplantae; Streptophyta; Magnoliopsida; Asparagales; Orchidaceae
Product: probable potassium transporter 17
Exons: 8
Coding region: 213-2315 (700 amino acids)
Biological process (GO): potassium ion transmembrane transport
Cellular component (GO): membrane
Molecular function (GO): potassium ion transmembrane transporter activity
Source: RefSeq, a predicted model, not a curated record
UUUAAUGUUAGCCCCCAUGAAAAACGACAGCCGGAAUUGCAUGACAUGUGCACCGAGUAAAUCCCCAUGGGAACGAUGGAGAAUUUGUGAUCCUUCUCUUUCCUGAUUUCAACGUGCUUCAAAACCCCUAACAAGCUGGACAAAUCUCCGAGAGUUAAUUAGCCCUCGAGCUUCUCUUUCUCCGUGUGUUGACCUUUUUUUUUCCGGUUGCCAUGGUUGUGGAAGCCGGUACGCCAAUGCUGCAACUCUUGUCGCCCGGAAGAACUACGGAAUGCAGGCGUUGGAGAGAUUUUAUUCUAGCUUAUAGGACACUGGGAGUAGUGUUUGGUGGUCUAGUCACAUCUCCUCUCUAUGUUUAUCCUUCCAUGAACUUGGAUUCCCCAACAGAAGAUGAUUAUUUGGGUAUUUAUAGCAUCAUGUUCUGGACUCUAACUCUAAUUGGGGUGGUCAAGUACGUCCUCAUUGCUCUUAAAGCUGAUGAUAAUGGUGAAGGUGGCACUUUUGCGCUGUAUUCACUGCUAUGUCGGCAUAUCAAUAUUGGCAGUCAUCCAUCAAGAAGUGUCAGCUCAAGCACAUAUAUUUCACAUUCUAGUCAUUCCAUGAACUCUAGGACAAGUAAUUUAGGGAAGUUUUUUGAGGAAAGUAUUACCGCAAAAAGGAUAUUGCUUUUCAUAGCAAUGCUGGGGAUGUGCAUGCUUAUUGCUGAUGGCAUACUUACACCUGCUAUUUCAGUUUUAUCAGCAAUUGAUGGAGUUAGAGGACCGUUUCCUUCGGUAAGCGCAUCUGUUGUGGAAGCUCUUUCUGUCAUUGUAUUGCUAGCGCUUUUCCUUUUACAAAAGCAUGGUACUUCAAAAGUGAGUUUUCUCUUUUCCCCGAUAAUGGCCACCUGGACUUUGACUACACCAAUUAUUGGUAUAUAUAGCUUUUUGCGACAUUAUCCAAGCAUAUUCAAAGCUUUGUCACCUCAUUAUAUAGUCUACUUUUUUCUAAGAAAUAGAAGAAAAGGUUGGGAAUGGCUUGGAGGAACUGUUUUAUGCAUUACAGGCGCAGAAGCAAUGUUUGCUGAUCUAGGACAUUUCAACAAAAGGUCAAUUCAGAUGGCUUUCCUUUUCACUAUAUAUCCUUCAUUGGUUCUCACAUAUGCCGGGCAAACGGCCUAUCUAAUCAAGCAUCUCGAUGAUCACGCCGAUGGGUUUUACAAAUUUGUGCCUCAACCAGUCUAUUGGCCUGUGUUUGUAAUUGCAACACUAGCUGCAAUUGUCGCAAGCCAAUCUUUAAUAUCUGCCACCUUUUCUGUUAUUAAGCAAUCAGUAGGUCUGGAUUACUUUCCUCGUGUCAAGGUGGUUCACACAUCCAAACACAAAGAGGGUGAGGUUUACUCUCCUGAAACCAACUACAUCCUCAUGGUCCUCUGUAUAUUGGUUAUACUCGGUUUCGGUGAUGGGAAAGAUAUCGGGAAUGCAUUCGGCGUUGUGGUUAUUGUUGUCAUGCUCAUCACCACACUUCUAUUGACUUUAGUUAUGAUCAUCAUCUGGAGAGCCCCAAUCUUUCUAGUCAUGCUAUACUUUAUUCCCUUUUUCAUAAUGGAAAGUGUCUAUGUAAGUGCAGUUUUUACAAAGAUUCCAGAAGGAGGUUGGUUUCCAUUUCUUGUAUCCAUCAUCCUCGCAUUUAUGAUGUUUGUGUGGUACUAUGGUAGGCAGAAAAAGAUAGAAUAUGAGUUGAGAAACAAAAUAUCAAUAGAUAGCUUCAAUGACCUCUUAUCAUCCUUGGAGGUCCAAAGAGUCCCAGGGCUGUGCUUCUUCUAUAGUAAUAUCCAGGAUGGGCUUACCCCAUUACUAGGGCACUAUGUGAGAAACACUAGAUCUUUGCAUAAGGUGACUAUUAUUGUCACUUUCAGGUAUUUAUUGGUGCCAAAAGUGAAUCCUCAAGAGAGAAUCACCAUACGGAAUUAUGGAAUUGAAGGCUUAUAUGGUUGCAUAAUUCAAUAUGGAUAUGCUGAUUCCUUCAUUGUGGAGGGAGAUGAUUAUAUCUCCUCCGUUAUAAAUAGUUUGGAAGAGCUUAUCAGAAAUAGUUUCGAUGGACGGUAUUCCAAUUCUCCUGAAGAGGAGAUUUCUCAGUUGGCAAAUGCAAAAGUGGUUGGACUUGUUCAUGUUCGUGGAAAGACUAGGUUUCAUGUAGGUAUUCAGACCAGCUUGUCUGAUAGGAUUUUACUCGGCUUUUAUGAGUUUAUGCAUGGCAAUUGUAGAUCUGCAUUGCCUGCUUUGGCAAUUCCGCUACAGCAGAUCAUGGAAAUUGGCAUGCUUUACAAUACCUGAAUUGCAUUGCAGAGGCCUUGUAAUCACCAUAUGUUGCAUGCAUUUGAUAUUCUAGAAUUGAUUGUACUAUAUGUAAUUCUAUAUACAUAUACAUAUGUGGAAUUUAGAAAUGCAAAAUUGUGGAAGUUAGUAUA